Messenger RNA from Perca fluviatilis (European perch), 9603 nucleotides. RefSeq names its product glutamate receptor-interacting protein 2-like. Bases 88 to 3054 code for a protein of 988 amino acids. Gene Ontology annotation, molecular function: protein binding. NCBI's taxonomy places the organism in Eukaryota, Metazoa, Chordata, Actinopteri, Perciformes, Percidae. Gene Ontology annotation, biological process: neurotransmitter receptor transport, endosome to postsynaptic membrane. The transcript is spliced from 21 exons. The record is from RefSeq and is a predicted model, not a curated record.
CUCAAAGCACCAGACAGCACCUCAGGGGUUAUAUCAAAGACAAUCGACAUCUGUUUGCACAAAGAGGGGAACAGCUUUGGUUUCGUCAUGAGAGGCGGUAUCCACGAGGACUGGCACAAGUCCCGCCCCCUAGUGGUCACCUACGUCAGGCCGGGAGGUCCUGCAGACAGAGAGGGGACACUGCGUCCCGGGGACCGUCUCCUUAGUGUGGAUGGCGUGCCGCUGCACAACACCAACCACAGCGACGCGCUCAGUGUGUUGGCUCAGUGUGGCCAGGAAGCCCUGUUCCAGAUAGAGUAUGACGUCACCAUCAUGGACACCGUGACAAACGCCUCCGGCCCGCUUUUAGUGGAAAUCGCCAAGGCGCCCGGAGCAACGCUGGGUAUCACGCUGACAUCGGCCAAUCAUCGAAACAAGCAGGUCAUUGUCAUCGACCGGGUUAAACCUGGCAGCGUGGUGGACAGAUGUGGAGCAUUGCAUGCUGGGGAUCACCUGCUGUCCAUAGAUGGCACAUCGACAGAACACUGUACAGUCCUGGAGGCAACACAGCUAUUAGCGAGCACAACAGAACUGGUGAAAUUAGAAAUACUCCCCUCCCAUCAAACAAGGCUAACUGGGAAACAGCACGACACAGUGAAGGUUCAGAAGUCGGACCACCCCCACUCCUGGGACCCCUGUGUGAACUACUGUCACCCUUCAAACUCCACCCUCUGCAACACAAGCGCCACCCUCAACAAGUCGUGGACCGCCUCGAAUAACAACACCAUCAACCUUGACUACUGCAAGUCUCUGGUAUCUGCCAGUUUCUCUCCCAGCUCUACCACUACAUCUGGACCCAGUAGCCAGAGCUCCAGCACCCUGCCCAGGCCUACAGUUCCCAUGAGCCCACGUAACUCGCUGCUCAAACGACGGCAGAGAAAGAAAGAGCACAAAAGCUCCUUGUCUCUGGCGUCCAGUUCGGUGGGUCCGGGUGGUCAAGUGGUCCAUGUAGAGACCAGUGAGGUCGUCCUAACAGGCGACCCACUCAACGGCUUCGGUGUCCAGCUGCAGGGAGGCAUAUUCGCCACCGAAACGUUGUCCGCACCCCCACUUAUCCGAUUCAUAGAGCCCGACAGCUCUGCAGAGAGGUGUGGCCUGCUGCAGGUUGGAGACCGCCUCCUGUCAAUCAAUGGAAUCCCCACAGAAGACGGAACACUAGAGGAGGCCAAUCAGCUUCUCCGAGACGCGGCGCUGACCAAUAAGGUCACACUGGAGAUAGAAUUCGAUGUAGCAGAGUCAGUGGUGCCUAGUAGUGGUACGUUCCACGUCAAACUGCCGAAGAAAAGAGGAGUGGAACUGGGGCUCACCAUCAGUGCCAGUAAGAAGCCAGAAGAGCCCCUCAUCAUUUCUGACAUCAAGAAGGGCAGCAUGGCCCACAGAACAGGAACACUGGAGCCCGGUGAUAAGCUGUUGGCCAUCGACAACAUCCGACUGGAGAACUGCUCUAAGGAGGAUGCCGAGCAGAUCCUGCAGCAGUGUGAGGAACUGGUCAAACUAAAGAUACGCAAAGACGAAGACAACUCAGAUGAGCAGGAGACGUCAGGCAGCAUCAUCUACACAGUGGAGCUGAAGCGGUACGGAGGCCCUCUGGGUAUCACCAUCUCAGGCACCGAGGAGCCUUUUGACCCCAUCACUAUAUCCGGCCUAACAAAGAGAGGCCUUGCCGAGAGGACAGGGGCUAUUCAUGUAGGUGAUCGGAUCCUGGCUAUCAACAGCGUCAGUUUAAAAGGCAAACCCCUGAGUGAAGCGAUCCACCUGCUGCAGAUGGCUGGGGAGACGGUCACCCUCAAGAUAAAGAAACAGCUUGAUAAUGGAGAGGAGAGGAAGGCAGCAGAUGCAGAGGACACCACAGAGAAUGAGCUCAGUGACCCGGAGGAGGAUGAUUUGACGGACAGCCAACAGACCAAUAAGCUGUCAGAGCUUUAUUCCACAACCAUACCCAGCGUCGACUCUGCCAUGGAGUCGUGGGAUGGCUCAGGGAUGGACGCCGGCUAUGGCAGCCAGGGUACAUACAGCCACCAGGCAGCUGGUAUCGCCCUGCACCCCCAUGAGUGGCGUAGUGCCAAGCAGCAGCGCAGCACGACGCCUCCUCCUGGACGCCGGAAGAACUACCCAUUCAGUGACGGAGGAUUCAGUGAGGACGACUGGGACAAACCACCUGGAUUUAUCGGCCAACCACCAGACGGUAUUCUGUUGGAUCCAGAUGACAGUUUCUGGUGUCAGGCACUUGAGGAUCUGGAGACAUGCGGCCAAUCAGAACUACUCAGAGAGAUAGAGGCAUCCAUUAUGACAGGAACAGCCAUCAGUCUGGGUGUAGACGGCAUCAACAAGCCUCCAGCUGAGCCCAUACUGAGUCACACCAGGAUGAGCCCGUUGCGGAGAAAUUCUCUCCUGCACCAGGGAAACCUGCACCACCAGGGUACGCACCUCCACCAGGGCGCCCAUCUGCACGAGGAGGGCCACCUGCACGAAGAGGCCCAACUCCACCAAGCCCACCUGUUCCAGGAGGCCCAUUUCAACCACGAGGCCCACCUGCACCAGGGUUCCCACAACCACCAAGACAACCAUUCCCCUCUCCUGCACCACGAGCCCAAGCCGAAGGCCUCACUGCGAGUGUCAGAGAGGACGUGGGAGUCUCGUCGGAUCAAAGAGGAGAUGCAGGGGAUUCUGUCCCCAACGCCUUUGGAGCUGCACAAAGUAACGGUGGUAAAGGACCCAGAGAUCGACGACUUUGGCUUCAGCGUGUCCGACGGCUUCUUGGAGAAAGGAGUUUACGUCAACAUGAUCAGACCUGACGGACCAGCUGACCGAGCCGGGCUCAAACCCUACGACAGGAUCCUGCAGGUGAACCACGUGAGGACGAGGGACUUUGACUGCUGCCUGGCGGUGCCUCUGAUCACAGAGGCUGGGGACAGACUGGAGCUGGUCAUCAGUCGCAACCCACUGGCAAACGACGACGACGACGACGACACAGAGGACAAUAACAACACUUUAGACCACCCGCUGGACCUGUAACACAGACAAAAAGACAGAGCGAAUGCAUGUGUGUGUGUAUGUCUACCGAUGUAUCUGUCAGUCAAACUCAGGCAGAUGACAUACUCUAACUGGUGAUGAGGCGCAAAGUUAUAUCUACUGGAACUGGCCCAAACGCACAACACACACAAACGCACGUCACCGGCUUGCAACAAUUCUACUUAAACACAGAGACUCCUUGAGGCACACACACACACUUGCAUGCUUACACAUUCACCCCUUCCCAUUCACACUGGGUUGAACUGCUGUCAUACAGUAUAAUCCGCGAUGAAAUCACUGGCACCGUGCAGAGAAACCACCAGAGACGCUCUCCUGAAGGCUGGCUUUGAGUCCUCGCAGUGUUGUUCCAACGUGAACCGCUUACUUGGCCCUUUAACCAGCCCAUAACUGAUUCUGACUCUUUAAAUAUUGUUUUUACUUAAAACAAAUGAAUAAAACCCUGCAAUUUGGGUUAGGUAAUUUCAGCAGUUUUUAAUGCCAGGCCACAGGUUUAUAGAAAUGUCUAGUGCUAAUGUUGCCAGAGGGAUCUGCCUUAUUACACAAUAUUGUAAGUGAUUCUAGUAAAUUUCAAGUAAAACCUUAUUGAUAAAAGAGAGGAAAUGCCUUGCUCAGUUUGCAGAUUCCAUUUGUUUUAAGAAAGGCCCUCAACACUCACUAGACGAUGGGACCAACAGUUUAUAAAGGAAUUGUGUCGGACUGUGGUUGUAUGCAUAAAGGUGGACUUCUAUGUUGGAUACGUCUGCACAUUUAUUGCAGACGUUAUUAUUACUGCACAGUUAUUAGUGAAUUAGCACAGAUUAUUGUGGAAUUUGUGCCAUCAUUACACGUUCAAGACGUGGAUGUUAUCACAACUGCCAAACAGUUUUUUUUCCAAUCAUCAAAGAGAAGAAAAAGAAGGGAAGGAUUGCUUUCCUUUCGCGUCUUGAAAGGAUUGAUGAGCAAAGGCAACUUUUGCUGCAACACAGUUGGACAGCUGUGCUCGUGGAGAUGCCUCAGAGUAAACUGUGAUUCCAACAGAAAAACAAUUUUCCUGCAACCUUCUGAGAGAUUACUGACCCUUUUCCGGGUUUUCGUUUGGGUUGUGGUUUUUAUUUGCAAAUUGCUGGGAGAGUUCCCAAUCGGUCCCUAGAGUUGACUUAGAGCACUGGGUUCAUCUCACCUCAGCUCAUUGCUGGCCUACAAAGUUGAAGAGCAGUAGCUAAAUAGCAGGGCUCAUGAUGAUGGUUGAGGUUCACAAUAAUCAGAAAUAACAUAUGUAGACCGUUAAAAGGUGCUGCGCGAAGUACCACAUAUAUUUUGAAACCGUAGUAUAAUUGCCAUAAACAAACAAGGUGAAGGAGCCUGUCGCAGCAUCCAAACUGUAUUUUACACUGUGAGCCAGUGCAAGCUUUUUAGGAUAAUUGCUUUGCACAAAACAGGAAUGAAGCAAUGUUCUUCAACAACAAACACAGCUACAAUAAAGCCUGUGAGUUCAAACAAAUGGUAGAUUAAAUGUAAGGCCUGUGGGAACAUAGUUAUCCAACAUGGUUUAUCUUCACAGUAAACAGACAAAAGGGUCAAUUUGUAAUUUCCACUGGUAUGAAUCAAAAUUCGCCCGGGGAGUUAAUACUUAAGUCCCGUGCUGACUCAGCAUAACUAAAGAGUCAGACAUACACUGACACAUGACACUCUUUUUGCAAGAUGUGAUUUAGUAUUAAUGCUUAACACUCCUUGUUCUCAUAAUUUAAGGCUCCACCAUAUUGCUGCUCAUUUAUGGAUUGUAAAAUAUACAAGCAUAGCGAAGCAUGUUUGGCGGUAUUAGGUGUAUAUUAUUCUUUGACUUGAUUCAUAAAUAGGUAGCUAGCUCGACAUAUGCUGCCUACUGUAUGUCAAGAAGAAAAGAGUGAACAAAAGUCAAAAACAAGCAACACCGGUUCACAAGCAAUACAGUCGUAAAGCAACACUAUGUAACUUUUCCCGCUUCGGUCCCCCUACAGGUUGUCUCAUUGGAACUACAGCUCGCGCUACCCGCCGCUUCGGUCCCCCUACAGGUUGUCUCAUUGGAACUGCAGCUAAAAGUUACAUAGUGUUUCUUUAAGUUGCAAAAAAAAAAAAAAAUCCAAGUAUCAACAGUACCACUGUUUAGGAAUAGAUGCUACUAAUCAGUCCACCACACAGUCUCGUUUAUAACCAGCUAUGGCAACAAUUUUGACAACUGAUGUUUAAAAUGCUCCACAUAGGACCUUCAAAUGAUGUCUACCGUAUAUAAAGUGUUACUGCUGUUUGGCUUUGUAGGGAAGACAAAAUACUUUUGCAAACAAAUAUAACAGCAUUGUCUGCAAACAUAGAAAUUGAAUUUGUCAGGAUGCUGAGGGUAGCAGGCUGUUCAGAAUAGGAACAGGACACACACACACACACACACACACACACACACACUCACUCUCAGAACAGGGCCAGCAUGCACAGAUAACAUAAGGACAUGACACAAUGCAGUUUGUGUUUGACUUGUUCAUGACUUUGUUCAUGUUUCUGUGUGUUCGGCUGUGUUGUAUUGCAUCUCUGUUUCUAAUGUGCAUGUACGUGAGUGUGCCAGUGCAUUUCUAUCUUUGUGGGUGUAUCUGAAAGGGUGCAUAUACAGGGUGCAACUGAAACUGCUCAAUUCUCAUAGUAGCUUUGGCUGAACUUUCGAAUGCAUUUUGCACAGAAGCUGUGGCCUAUCUCUUCCAAACUAUAGGUUUAUGCAGUGCCCACCACGUUUAAUUACUUAAACUUUGCUUCUCAGAAAUAAUGUUUUAUCUGUUUAUCUGGUGGAGGGCUCUUAAUAUUAAAUGAUAAUACCCAUGAGAUUUGGCUGCCAUUGCUUUGGAGACAAAGCCAGUCACAGGUGCUAAUUAGAGCUGUAGGGAAUUCAAAAUACUUUAUCAGUGCAAUUGAAAACAAAAUACUGUGUCGUAGUUGCUGAUAUCAUCCAAAAUUGUGAAAAUUCAAAAGUGAAUUGAUUUUAGCUGCAGAUUGUAUUUUUAAUCCUCUAAACAGCAUAAUCUUUAGCUUCCAACAACCGUUAGCAGUGCAAGUAACAGAUUUUUAAUCUGUGGUUGAAUGUUUGCACUAUAAUGCACCAAUGGGACCUUUAAAUCAAAGAACCAGAUAUUUCAUGCUAAGAAGUAGUAGUACUAUAUAAUAAAAAUAAUGAUUAAACAACAAGAAAAUGUAUCACAUUUGUGACCCUCAAAAAGUGUGCCAACUGUCAGUGCGCCUAAAAUAGCUCCACUCACUUUACAACUCUGUCUUACUACAAAAAUACCCCCAUGCCAAACUCAAAGAAAUCUGAACCUUUCAUUUAUUGACUUCUCUUUUCACCCUCCCACCUCUCCUCACUGCCUAUUUUUGGUCUGUUUGGCAACCGGAAAGAUUCAUUCCACUUCCUGUCUUCAUGAUUUUCUCUUAUCCCUGACAAAACUGUCUUUGCCCUUAUUUUCUUUGCAUUAACAGAAAUGUGAUUGGCUGUCGCUCCCCUCCAACUGCACACGGCUGUGUGUAUGUGCGUUUGGCAGAGAUGAAUUAUAUACAUGUGUACAGUGUAUACGGGUUGCCUGGGAUAUAACAUUUCAUACAUGUGUUCCUGUGUAUAUGUAAGUACGUAAGCACAAUAGAGAGAACCAAUACUGUGUGAGUGUAUGAAAUAAAAAGAAACAGAGGAAUACUGCAUGUGAGAAUGUGUGUGAGUGUGUGAAAGGGAGGAGACAGAAUAGCCUUUGUGCUCUGAAGGAUUGGAAAAUGUUUCGACAGGAACAAUCACAACCUCUGUUCUCUCUCUUUCACUGUUUGCAUGUCUCCCACUCUUUCUUCAUUUUGUUACAUAAUACAGUAAGAAUCCAGCUGCCCCCUUUGAGAUCACCCGUGUGUGUGUGUGUGUGUGUGUGUGUGUGUGGUGGGGGGGGGGGCUAUCGGUAUGUGUGCCUCUUUGUGUACUAUAUAAUUUUGUUUACAUGUACGUAUCCAAGGAUGUCAGGUUUUUCUUUUCCUUUUAAGCAUGUAUGAGCUUUUGAGCAUGCAUUGUGUGUGUGUGUGUGUGUGUGUGUGUGUGUGUGUGUGUAAGAGAGAGAGAGACAGAGAGCUAGGUGGUGUACAUUUCAUUGUACAGUGGUGAUAUUUUUCAGGGUUGUGGGCCGUUCCAAAACCCUGAUGAGAGUGAAAACAGUAUAAACUCAGUUUUUGUGAGCGAGCCGGAGGAAGUCAACUUUUUUCAAAAAUAACAAAAAAAUGGACAUUUACUUCUCUCCGAGCAUUUACUACAAAAAAAAGAAGCACACUGUUGAAUACCAUGCACUGUAAGCAUUUUCAUGUACAAUGGAACAAACUUGUCUGAGUGUUUUUUACCCAAUGUCAAGUGGCCAAAAAAAAAAAAAAAUUGUUUUGUAUAGUAACGAAGGAAAAAAAAGACAACAUGCUGAGAAAAGCCUUCCAAAUUGUUCUGUUGGUUUUUAUGUAUGUACGUACGGUAUGUGUGGUCAUCCAUACUCCCUAUGCAUUUCUGGGUCAAAGGUCAGUUUAAAGCCCAAUCCGGAAUCGUAACAAAAGUCCCACAGAGGAGUGAAGUUUAUAAGAAAAUAUAAAACUGUAUCACAGUUAUAUGAUUGUUACGAUGUAAAAAAAAUGACACAUUUACAGAUAAGUGGUUGGAAAUGUGAAAAUGACAAAACAUUCAAUCACUGCGACAAUGUAGGACUGCUUUGGAAAUCAUUUAAUUCAAAUUCAAAUUAAUAAUACAGAUUAUUGAGUCACUCAUUUUUGAAUUUUGGGGGAGAAAUGUCACAAUGUCAGUCUGAAGAUUUGCCCCUGAACCUGUUAAUAGAUGUCAUUACAUUGACACAUUGUUAUAUAAUCUGACAUUUAUUACAGUACCAAAUCAGCUGCAGUACAUGCCCGCCUCCUUAAACACACACUGACACACAAUAGAUUGUGUUUCUAUGGUUCAUCUUAACCUGAAGCUUCAACAGAGCCCAGUUUCUGAACAAGAGGAUGGUAGUUCAAAAUCCCUUUGCCAGGAUGGAAGCCAGGCUGGGGGAGAAGACGGAUUUAGCAGCAGGGCCAUAACUGUGUGUUUCUUGAACAAGUUCCUGUUGGAGUUCGAGCACGUGUUGGAGUUAUUACUGCAGUUUUUGUUAUUGUGCAAUGGAAGGCAGUCAUUCUUUCAGCGUUUGAAUUUGGAGACACGUUGAAGAAAAAAAAAAGAUCACUGCUUACUGUUUCUGUCAAGUUGCAGAUUUCUGUUUGUACUGUUUGAGAAAAAAGUAGACUUUCAGUUUUGUUUUUUUUACCAUGCAGCGGCAGCGCAUACUGGAGGUUCUCAGCCGCUAGCUAACAGUUGCAAAAGCUGAUUUAAUGUAGCUGUGCACAGCUUUACGUAACAGAGUUCAGACAUGGCUUUUGUAUUUGACUAGCUGAUUAUUUAAUUAGAUUUAGCAUGUUUUCUAAAACAAACAAACACAGUAUCUGUUAAAUUAACCAUUAGAAAACUAUAGCUAACAAUUAUUAAUGGUUAGCUAAAUAUUAGCAUACUGCCUGAUAAUUUUUGCAUUAUUUCCCAUUAUCGUUUUCAAAGCUGUGUUAGGCAAUUUAUUUUGGGCAUCGUUGGGCAUAAAUUCCCUAAUAAUCUUUCAGCAUAUUGUAAUUCAAGUGGAAAGAGAGAAAAUUAAACAUCUGCAUCUCCUCUUGGCUCGGUUUUCAGGCUUUAGAAAAGCUAGCCCGUGACGGUAGUGAAACAGAGAGGGGAGAGAAAAAGCUGCAGGAGGAGGUCUCACUCUACUUUAAAUUAUUGCUGUGUACUAAUGAUAAACACUUUAAAAAAAAUCAAAUAUCCUUUCAAGAAGUUUCCUCUGGCUAUGGGACUGAGACUACGGUUAACAUGCUAACAUAGUAUGUUGUCAGCUAACCAUUAGCAUUCUGCCCAGAGAGCUAAAGUUACCAUGUUGCCAUUUCUGUAAACAUGAAUGCCAACUUCUUCACUGGACCUCAAGCCCUCUGUGGCUGUGACUAUACUGAGGGAAAAUAAGAUAAUGGUACUUCAUUUCCAAAGCACAUUUCAGUGUCUUAUGUUGGUCACGACUGUUUCUUCAAUCUUUGCCACACAUUUCUGAUAAAUUCUGAGUUAUUGGAGUCACGCAAGGCUAUGACAUUUGUAUUUCUUUUAUGACUUUAUUUUAACAUAAAAAAAUUUAAAAAAAGAUGCGUUGACAAGUGGCAUCAAAGCGUGUUGCGAUUCUGGAUUGGGCCAUUAACAAUGUUUGCGUUGAUAUUGUGUAUUUUUUUCAAAUUGUGUAAAGUUCUAUUCUAUGUAAUAUAGUAUUUUUCUAUGACAAUAUUACUCUCCCGAAACAUGGGAGGAAAACAAAACAGAAAUGAUCCAAGGGAAAAUAAAAUGUAUGACUUGUUGUUGUCGGGUUUUUUUUCUUCAUUUUCUAUGAAACAAAGAGUGUACUGCUAUACUUCUCUUUUCGAGAAGAACAAGAGAAAAGAUCAGAAGCAAGAACAAUAAAAUGUCUAAUUUUA